CGUGCGAGUAUCAUUUUCUAUCCGUGCUAAUUUUCAUAUUUUACCUGAAUUUAGUUUGUGAUCGGUGUAUUUUUCAACGUUUUAAGAAGUAGGACAAACAAAAAUUUGUAUCUACAGAUUCUAAAAGCGCGUCAUCAGCCCGCCCCAUCGGCGACAGCUCCGGUUUGAACAUGCCCAAGACAUGCUGCGCUUGCGGGUGCGGUGAGAACUCGGAUAAGAAUAAGUCGGGAGGGACAAGCCGGGUGCACUUCCACCGGUUCCCGAACCGCGAGAAAUCCCCCGAGCGUUUCGAACGCUGGGUUCGGUUCUGCGGCCGCUCCUUCAAGCCGUCGCGACAUUCGCGGAUCUGCUCCCUUCACUUCACCCAGAACGAUCUGGAAACCUCCUCCAGGCUCAAGGAGAAGUUACUCCCCGGUGUCUCGUUCUUGCCUCGACUCAACUCCACCGCCGUGCCCACCGUACGUAGCGGAGAGGCACGCAGCGAGGAGGUCGGUUACGGAGAGAUCCGCCUCCACGUGAACGAACAGGUCCGCAACGUGGAGGUUCGCGACGUCCACGUCCGGAGAAGUCGGAGAGACGUUGCGAAGAGGGAUUCCGAUCCCUUGAGGGAACCAACCGUUUCUGACUGUGAACUGCCGACCGGUUCUUCGAGCGGUGAUGCGAAUAUGGGUCGACCAAGGUCCUGGAUUCCUGAUCCUACUCGACGGCUCUUUCUCAGGACUGAUUUGAGCGGACCGAAUUCUGCUAUUGAUAAACGAAGUUCAUCGACGAAAGUUGUAGAUCAAGCCCGAGAGAAUUUUAGUCUCGCCGACGUGUCGAACUCUCACGGCGAGGAUGACGUCAGUAUCAAGGUGGGUCAUUGCGAGGAGGAGUUGGCGAACAUCGAAUCGUCGUAUCAGCAAAGUCCGAACAGGUCGGCGCUAGGAAAUGACAAGCAGAAGAAGCCGCACUUCCAGCAGGAGCAACUGCGGUUCCUGAAGCCCAGGGUGACCGCGGCAAGGUCCGGGAGAGACGUUUCCGGGACGGACUCAGGAGCGCCCCCUGACGUCACAUCCGACGCCGACACCAACCACCCGGGUCGUCACGACGUCACUAUCAAGAUCGAGCCGGAUGACCAACUCGACAUCGAGCACAACCUCUCAACUGAGGACAUAGAGGACCCUCCAAAGCCGUCAAUUUUUGUCACGCCGCUCAAUUACACCCCAGCCGUAGAGGAAGUGACAGAGUCCGUGGGUAAGCGUCCUGCCACGGAGGAGCUGUGCGAGCUGCAGACAAAGAUACAAUGCCUGGAAGCAAGCCUGGAGGCUCUGAAGAAGACGCCAACGGUAACUUUAACGCCAACGGCAACACUAACACCAACGCCAACACGAACACCCUCGCGCGAUUCCCUAGGCGAGCAAAAUGGGAUGCGCUACUUCUUGCUGAGUCUACUUCCCGAGUUGGAGACCAUGCCCGAGGAGCAGAUACGCGCUUUCAAAAUCAAAGUCAUGAUGCUCGUCGACGAAAUCAAGUCCCAAAGCAAACGAUAGCCUUCGCUGGCCCCGCCCGACAAGCUUUCGUCUCGAGGUUCAGUUUAGCUGAAGUGACUGCAGCAGCGUGCCUCCCGUUAUGCGCAAGGAAGUUUGGGUACCUACAGUCAGAGCAUAGCUAGAGUGCCAUCAAUGGGAAACACUGGUGCUAUAACUAACGGUAUUCAGUAACCGGUAUUCGGGCUAACAAACUAAGAGAAAUCUAUUUUUCCGUUACUUACAGAAUAGUUUAAUUUGUUAAUUUGUGUCGUAAGAUAUUGUUAUUAUUUGAUUUAUGUUGAUGAUUCUUGGUCCUAAUUUUUCAGUUAACUUGACGAUUUUGAUGAGAUAAGACGAUGAGAGUAACACUAAGACCUUGUAGUUGUCGUGUCCGACCAAUGAAAAUUGUGAACUUUAUUUGCUUUAUUUUUGCAUGUCACAAUGUUACAUUGAUAAUACAUGUAAUAACGGAAAAGAAGGAUGCGAUAAUUUUUUAAGUUUGUUUUGGCAUUUUGUCGAAGACUGAAUAAUGUCUCGUAAAAUUGUAAAAACUAUAUACAUAUUAUUCUUUUAAAUUUGAAGCGAUUCUGACUGACUUUUUUUGUAAGUUUAUGUAACAUCUCUUGCACGAGAAUAUUAUGUUUCGUUUGUAAAAUAGGGAUGAUAUAAUUAUCUUUAAGUCUCAGGAAUUCUCGUCUGAAUAAAGUGCUAAAGUGCAUGAUCUCGUUUGGAAAUGUAAA
Messenger RNA from Bemisia tabaci, 2248 nucleotides. RefSeq lists its product as uncharacterized. Lineage: Eukaryota; Metazoa; Arthropoda; Insecta; Hemiptera; Aleyrodidae. The record is from RefSeq and is a predicted model, not a curated record. Gene Ontology annotation, molecular function: DNA binding.